Arabidopsis lyrata subsp. lyrata is the source of this 1953-nucleotide messenger RNA. RefSeq lists its product as uncharacterized. The coding region runs from base 203 to 637 and encodes 144 amino acids. The transcript is spliced from 3 exons. The record is from RefSeq and is a predicted model, not a curated record. NCBI's taxonomy places the organism in Eukaryota, Viridiplantae, Streptophyta, Magnoliopsida, Brassicales, Brassicaceae.
AGCAACAUCCAAUGUACAUCAGCCUGGAACAGUUGGGUUAAGAACAAAUGCACAGCAGCUUUUAAGGUUAUUGUUUACACUCCUUUGAUUAAUUUCCUUAAAAUAGUUAUACUCAUCUGACUCUUUUUGUCUAUAGGAACGAAGUGAGAAAUACAGGCAACUGAGGAAGGGUCAAAUUCCUCAUACUACAAGCCGCAAAGGAAUGACUCGCUUAGCUGAUGAGAUGAAAAAAAACAGUUCUGAUCCUAGAAAAGUUACUAGAAGUAAGGUGUGGAUAGCAGGACAUACACAUUCUGAUGGGAGACCUGUGAGGGAAGAGUUUGCAGAAACUAUUGAAAUGAUCAAGACCAUUGAUAGUGAAAUGGACUCCACCACAUCCACGGAUAAUGUUAGGGAAGAUGCUGUGAGUCAGGUACUAGGAAAAGACAGACCAGGAAGAGUUAGGGGGAUGGGCAGAGGCGCAACUGUUACUAAGUUAGCAUUCUUACAAGCAAGAGACUCUCAUGUCAAGAAGCUUGAAGCUUCUCAAGCAGAAUUGCAAAGUAAGCUUGAAAAUUUGCAGAAUGUGGUUAGUAACUUAGCUAGUAAAAAGGUAAACCUUUUGGCACUCAUUGUUUCACAAUGCCAACUUAUAUAAGUUUUGGUUAAUUAUGUGUUUUUUUGGUCAUUGCAGAGACAGACUGAUGAUGUUUCCAUGUCUGACUUAAGCAAUGUUAGCAAAGGAGGAGUUAGGUGCCAGCUUCUUGAUUGGUGUUCAAAUGUUGACGUGGUUGUUGGUGAAGGAGAAUUCUGCUCCAGUGAACACACAUACAAGAUUGGUAGAAUACCAUUGGGUCGCAAUGCAGCUGCUGUACUUGUGAAGUCCACAACAGUUAUACAUGCAUCUGUCUGGAGACCUACUCCAACCAUUUUCACACUUGGUGAAGCUGUUGGACAUAAAAUUGCAUGGCCACUUGACAAGAUUAUAUUGGAUGAGGAUAUUAACUUGUCCCAACCUACUAAGAGUGUGGAAUCAGAGCAGGUAAAUUACAACUACUAUUGAGUUCCUCUUAAAUUCAUAUUGGUUAGAUUACUAAUAUAGAUAUAUGCUUGUAUGAUACAUUAGCCAACAGAUGAAACACUAGGAAGAAUUAAAAUCUUUCAAUAUUGGAGUGGAGAUGAUGAAAUGAUUGCUGAGGGUAUGUUGUUGUCAACUGACCAUAAUGAAUUGGUGGAUGGUAGACCUCUGGGACAUGGUGCUGCAGUUGUUAAGGUCCUGGAGGUGGUUAAACCUGAUGCUUAUCUGUGGAGACCAAAUCCUCCAAUCUCAUUGAUGAGUGAUGCACUAAAUGAGACCAUCGCAUGGCCUAUUGAUAGAAUACAACUCCUUGAGAUACCUGCAAAUGAUGAAUCAACCAGAAAAUCACCUCAAGUAAGUUUCUCUGCAACUAGUUUUUAAUUUAAAUGGUAUGAAUACUUAAACUUGGAUAUCUUAGGGUAGUCACAUGUUGUAUUGGAUUGUGUUGAUGUUGCUGUGAUGUUAGUCUGAUGUAAUUCUUUUUAUAAUGUUUGAUUUUAGAGUGCAACUACUCCCAGUGCUACUACUCCCAGCACUGCUAGUAGCAAAGGUGCUAAGCAGAAGUGUUUUCUAUUAGAUAUUGAUAACACUGGGCAGAGAGUUGCAAUAGGUCGGGUGUCUUCAACUGAUCCAGCAGAUAAGGUCCAUCACGUCCCUUUAGGUGCCAACGCUAGCAAGGUCUGGGUAGAGGUUUCCAAGGUUGAGGGUGCACGAGUGUGGAGAGCAAAUUCUGAAGUUAAAUUCAUUGCUGAUGCAGUAGGAACCACUGUGGCUUGGCCUAAUGACAAGAUUAUAUUCAUGUGAUUUGAGUUUUAGUACUUUUGAACUAAGUUUCUAAAAAUGUAAAACUUAUGUUUGACUCUUUUGGAACAAAUAAUUAAUGAAGUAUUUGAUAA